GGUGGUCUCGUAUUCCCUGUCGGACUCGUUAUGAUUGUGCUCCAAGGGUUUGAUCUGCUCACGAGUAAUCUUAUGAUCUUUCCCAUGGCUGUAUUGAAGAGAGCGAUUCCCUGGUGGAGCAUUCCCGUCAACUGGAUUGUUGUCUUUUUCGGAAAUCUCGUUGGCAGUCUGUUCUUUGCAGCAAUCCUUUCGAAAUACGACGGACUGAUGGUAGCUGAUCCUUAUGCAUCAUACGUAAGGUCAUUUGCCAUUACGAAAGCUAUCACACCUGGCUGGUAUCAGAUUUUCCUUCGCGGCAUCGGUUGUAACUGGCUUGUCUGCAUAGCCGUUUGGCAAGGAACAGGGGCCAGAGACACUUUGUCGAAAAUUGUCUCCAUCUGGUUCCCCAUUUGGGUCUUCGUGUCUUGCGGGUUCGAUCACGUUGUCGCAAAUAUGUUUUCACUUUCGUUGAGCAUUAUGCUUCACUCUGAGCUUACGACCGACCUGUACAUUCGCAAGUCGCUGAUUGCGUCUUUGAUUGGCAACAUUGUUGGAGCUCUCUUCGUGGGCUUGCCAGCUGUGUAUUUCUAUCUUGGUGAUUGGCAUGCCGAUGGUAUGCGUGAGGCCGAGGAGGCCCGCAUAGAGCGCAAAACCUCGGAGCCUAGUGACUCAGAAAAGACCGCAUAGGCGGGCUAACACUGGGACACUCAUCAUUUCUCAUGGAUUGGACGACUAUAUAUGGACACAUGCCAGGCAGCAUGAUUGACGGAGAAUCCUGGAGAUACGACACGAAAUACUGGAACGAAACACGCUCAAUUCAUUCUCAAACGAUCCUCCACGGGCGGGUGUACGAUGGGAGAGGUUGGUAUUUAUGUGUCAUGAAACAUCAUGUUGUACACAGUUGUAGGGAGAGGCAGACGGAAGGGAUCGUAACAUAAUGUAUUGGUCGAAUAUCGCAAGUAUUAAGCUUGCGGUGCGUCGAAGUUUUGGAUGUUUUGUGUACUCUACAGGAAUUAUUACAUGUUGUCUGCACCACUGAUCAGCGCUCAGC
Suillus subaureus is the source of this 1030-nucleotide messenger RNA. RefSeq names its product Formate/nitrite transporter. The record is from RefSeq and is a predicted model, not a curated record. Gene Ontology annotation, biological process: nitrite transport; transmembrane transport. NCBI's taxonomy places the organism in Eukaryota, Fungi, Basidiomycota, Agaricomycetes, Boletales, Suillaceae. Bases 31 to 666 code for a protein of 211 amino acids. Gene Ontology annotation, molecular function: high-affinity secondary active nitrite transmembrane transporter activity. Gene Ontology annotation, cellular component: membrane. The transcript has 11 exons.